UCGGUGCAUAGAAAAGGUGAAACAAGUGUGAAUUGUAUAGAAAUAUGUAUCACAGCAAUAACACUAGCGGAUUUAGGCCCAGCAGAGUUAGAGCUGGUCCAACAACUUUUAUACGAGAUUUACCGUAUUCUGUUUUGGUAAAUGUUGCAAAGCAGCUUGAUCCAGAUGGGACUUCAACUACAUGGAGAGAUCUUGCCCUCAAUAUACCAAUCAGCUCAAUGAAUCCAAAUCCCAGAUUUACAAAUAAUGAUAUACAGCAUUUUGAAUUAUCUACACAACGUGGUAAAAGUGCAACUGAAGCUGUUCUUCAAGCUUGGGCAACCUCGAAUGUCACUGCACAGGAUCUUGUUAAUGUAUUCCAUAAAAUGCAUUUACCAAAGUUAGCCGAUAUAGUUCUACCACCGGAACCGCUUCAAAGAAGAUUUGAUCCCCCUUCGUACCGAGAAACAAUGGGGUUAGACGCAGAGCCAAGUAAAGCUCCUACACAUCAGUCUACAGGGUUUCAACAAACUGCUUCACACGUUAGCUCUACUCAAAGUAUGGGGAAACGAGAACCUAUUGAACAUGAUUCAAUGUCACUUCGACAACCUACUGAAAAUUGUACUACAGAUAUUUCAGAGCAUUUGUCAUUAGAGGAAUUAAGUUUAGACAAAAAUUUGCCUUCAUUUUCUUAUUCUGAUUUGAGUGAAUUAACAUCAAACUUCAAUGAAUCUUGUAAAUUAGGAGAAGGAGCUUUUGGAUCUGUAUUCAGUGGAAAUUUGCAUUUACCAAAGCAUAAGCCAAUCAAAUCUGAUGCAAGAAAAAUAGCCAUAAAAAGAUUAAAACUAGAUGCUCCAGAUCUAGCAGUUGCAGUUGCUGAACAAUUUAAAAAGGAGAUUCAUAUAAUAUCUGAAUUAGAGCAUGAAAAUAUUUUACCAUUGGUUGGAUAUUCGUGUGAUGGACCGGAACUCUGCUUAGUAUAUGAUUUUAUGUUCAAUGGAUCUCUCAGCUCAAAUCUGCAAGGUUGCAGGGAGGGAACGAAUCAAUUAUCUGUAGCACAAAGACUUCAAAUUGCAGAAGGAAGUGCUGCUGGAAUUGAAUAUUUGCAUAACAAGAAAUUAGUACACAGGGAUAUUAAAAGCUCAAAUAUUUUACUCGAUACUGAAACAAGGCCUCGUAUAAGUGAUUUUGGAUUGAUUCGAUCUGUUAUUUCUGCACCUGAAACGACAUCAACCGUGACCAAGAAUCCUAUAGGAACUCCAUUAUACAUGGCUCCUGAAGCUAUCCGAGGAGAGGUUUCAACUGCUAUGGAUGUGUACAGUUUUGGAAUUGUAAUACUUGAAUUACUGACGAGCAGAGCAGUAUAUGAUAGAGACAGAUCUCCACCAAGUCUACUUGAUUAUGUUAUGGAUAAAUGUGAUGAACAGCAAGAUGCAAUCAUGGAUUUAAUUGACAAUGAAGCAGGGCAUUGGAGAUACAGUGUUGUUAUGGAAAUUUAUGAACUCUCUUCCGAUUGUCUUAAUUACAGACGAAAAACACGACCUGCUAUGUCAAAGGUUCUCACGAAUAUACGAACAAUGAGAGAGAAGAUGCAUUAGCCUGUCUGACCCAGUGUGACAUGUACCACCAAGUACCCAUGUUGCAAAUGCAAGUAAUACGACGCGAUAGGAAAUUCUUACUAAUGGAAGAUGCUUAGCAAAAUAUUGUUGGAAUGAUCCUUCUUGGUUGAAGUUGAUUUUGGUGGAGUAUUAUAUGCUGAGGAGAAAUUAGUUUAAAAAGGUUCUCACUUGUGAGAACUGUCAUUGUCUUACGACGCUUUAUUUGCUACUUUUUUUAUAGAAAAGUCGCUUUUGGGCUUGCAUGGCAGAGAACUUGAAUGGUGCCAGUAGUCGUUUUGCUUGAGAAUGAUGAGAAUUUCCAAGCGAUGUCAAUUGAAAUACUUUCUUAUGGAAUUGUGCAGUCAUUUGCCUAGUAUGAGAUUAUUAUCAAUGUAUUACUUUUAUACUAUUUUAUUAUGUUCAUAUAUUCUUUCAGUCGGAUAUAUUGCAUUAAAAAACGUUAUAAUAACUUUUA
Molecule: messenger RNA, 2052 nt
Organism: Styela clava
Lineage: Eukaryota; Metazoa; Chordata; Ascidiacea; Stolidobranchia; Styelidae
Product: interleukin-1 receptor-associated kinase 4-like
Biological process (GO): signal transduction; protein phosphorylation
Cellular component (GO): plasma membrane
Molecular function (GO): ATP binding; protein binding; protein kinase activity
Source: RefSeq, a predicted model, not a curated record